Trichoplusia ni (cabbage looper) is the source of this 1197-nucleotide messenger RNA. RefSeq lists its product as uncharacterized. The transcript has 2 exons. NCBI's taxonomy places the organism in Eukaryota, Metazoa, Arthropoda, Insecta, Lepidoptera, Noctuidae. The record is from RefSeq and is a predicted model, not a curated record. Bases 1 to 1197 code for a protein of 398 amino acids.
AUGACAGAAGUGUCUUCUCCUGAAUCUGUGGAGGCCAUAGAGCCCUAUCAAACAACAGCUGUUAAACAUACUCAGCGGCACGCCUUCCAUCUCCGGACCCUCCGUCCGGAGUACUACUCCCCGCCGACGUCGCCAACACCUGUACGUCGGCAGGGGAGGCGCCGGCCGCCGAGCAGCUUGGUGCCCUCAGGCCAACCGGCCUCGAACAGGGCUCCCGGUCCCGGUGGUGUAGUGCAGCGCAUGAAGUGGACUCGACCCAUGAACGAGAAUGUCAUGCGCGCCUACUAUGGGGCGACAGGGGGAGGAACUAACCUCACCGCGUACCGUGCAAGAAUGCUCUCUCUGUUUCAGACCCUUGAACCGGACGUCGACGUAUCGGCACAACGUUUGUCGGAUCAAGUGCGAGUUAUCCAACGUAAUCACAGGUUGGAUGACGCGACGCUUGAUCGAUUGCGCUCUGAAAUGCAGACUAGCCCUGUCGUCGGUACCCCGUCAAUAGCGGAAGCGCCAGCUGCAAGCGCGCUGCCUGCCAACCCUGCUGACGGGGGAGAUGAUGACGGUGCUAUAACUGUAGGUACCCAGUGCAGUCAUAUAAGGAGUACAUUGGAACAGGCGGUUCGGGAGUAUCGGUCAACACCCCGGGACCAGAGGCCGCGACUACCUCGCUUGCCCAUGCACAACCGAAACAAGGCGCUAAUGGGUGUCCUGGAUUCGCUGCUAUCCAGUUAUUUUGGGAACAGCGAAGACCUCAGUGACACUCACUCGCUUCUGUACUGUGCGGCUGUUGCGGCGUGUCGUGUAGUUGGUGUUACCUUUCGAGACAACACAGCUGCACGGCCUAGGCAAGCAGCACCAGCCUGGCAGUGCAGGAUUGAGAAGCGUGUUGCUGAGGCCAGGACACUCAUAGCCAAACUUGUUGUGUUUCGGGGCGGAAACACUCGUCCUAGGGUCAUGCGGUUUGUAAAGCGGGCGUUUGCUGGGACUAAUAUUAGCUCCAGCGAAUAUACCGCCCGAGUUACAGAACGUAUUGACUUUUUUAAGCAAAAGGUGUGUGCCUGGGCAAGCCGUAUUCGACGGUACAAGACUCGAGUGGACCGAUUUCAUCAGAACCGUAUGCUCCAAAGAGACCAAAGUUGGGUGUACAGAUCUUGGGAGCAACCUGCGUCGCCGGACGCCUGCCGGAUGAUGUCGCCAUAA